ACCAUUUGUGUCUAUAGCAUAUCUUCUCCGUAAAUUUUCUCCGCCUAGGGUUUUGCUGAGCGCCUGAGGCUUUCACCUUUGGCGGACAACAAAGGAAGGUUUUGGCAUGUACUCGAAGUUGAAUUUGAAAACUCGGAAUGUGUUUGAAGGUUGAUUCGGGAGGAGGGCUCUCAGGGUUUUCUUAUCAUCUUGCUUGUUAAUCAAGAUGGAAACUCGUGAGGACUACUUUAAUUGGCUUGACUUUGAUGUGAUAAUGGUGAUUCUGAUGUGCUUGGGAGAUCCUGCAGAUUUCAUUCGAGUCAGCUCUUUGUCGCGCUUUUGGUACAACUUUGUGAUUGCAAAUGGACUUUGUAAGAAACUGUGCUUGAGAAUGUUUCCUCAAUUAUCUGCUGUUGACUCUGUUGUUGAAGGAGGCAAUAGACGGAGAAAUCCUAUAGAUGUCGGAUCUUGCAAUUCUGCAGAGUGGGAAAGUUUGGAGAGGGAGCACAGAGCCUUUGCCUUUCUGGCUCGACAGUGUAAAACAUUGCCAGCAACAAGUUGCAUUGCAGAUGCAGUUUGUGCUUCCAGCACUGAUAAUUAUCCAUUUGAAAGCAUUGUUAAUACUCUAGAACGAGGAGAUAGAGUUGGACCUAGAGCUUCAUACUGGUCUAGUAAAGGACAAAGGGAUCAUACAGUGCCUGAGACACUGGUUUAUAAAUUAGAUGCUGUUUUUUGUUUUAUUACUGAAAUCAAUGUUCAACCUUUCCAAGCGUUUUUUCAGCCAGGUGAUCCUAUAUAUGCGGCCAAAUCUGUACGAUUCCGAGUUGGUCAUCCCAAGUCCCCUUCUCCUCUGGAUAUUUUGCUCCAGAAAGCUAUUCAAAGGAACAUACGGACUGACACUUCAGAAGGGUUCCCAAUGGCUCAACCUGUGGAUAUUCUACAUCAGGAAGCUCCUGAGGAUGGGUUCAUAUGGACUUGGACUUCACAAGAGUUCCCAAUGGCUCAGGAAAAUCGCUUGCAGAAGUUCAAGCUACCAAAGCCUGUACUCUGCUUUGGUGGAAUUGUGCAGAUUGAGCUGUUGGGUAGGGUUCAGAGACAAGAAAUGGAUGGCUUGUUCUAUAUAUGUGUGUCACAUGUUGAAGUGAUUGGCGGGAGGCUUUUUCCUGGAUUUGACAUUGAAAUCCUUGAACCUUCUGGGAAGAUUGUGUUGAAGUACUUUCCAAAUCUUUCCCCAAUACGCAUACGCCACCCUACGGCUCAGCCAUUUUUAAUACCUAGGUUGCCUCUUCUCCGUGGAGGUUUGAUGCAGGGUCCUCUCAGGGCUUUUGGAAGGAUGCCACACCUUUUUCAGCGUAUUAGGCAGCAAGAUGAAUCUGAUGAUCCUGGAUCUCAGCAGCAUGAACCUGAACCCACCUAGUUUUUCUGUUUUGUGUUGCAGAAUUGGUAUCAUAUAUCAUAUAUGAAAUAAAGUGAACAGUUCUCAGUUGUAGUUUUUUUUGUAUGCUAAGCCACUGGACAAUAUGUCUAAGUUAAAGAGUUUGGUCAUGUGCCCGGAAAAUCCAUCUGAACUUUUAUGCUUUUUCA
Messenger RNA from Vitis riparia (riverbank grape), 1563 nucleotides. Its product is annotated as F-box protein At4g00755-like. The coding region runs from base 206 to 1396 and encodes 396 amino acids. Gene Ontology annotation, molecular function: protein binding. The transcript is spliced from 7 exons. NCBI's taxonomy places the organism in Eukaryota, Viridiplantae, Streptophyta, Magnoliopsida, Vitales, Vitaceae. The record is from RefSeq and is a predicted model, not a curated record.